This is a messenger RNA of Andrographis paniculata, 3192 nucleotides long. RefSeq names its product chloroplastic group IIA intron splicing facilitator CRS1, chloroplastic. Gene Ontology annotation, biological process: RNA splicing, via transesterification reactions. The record is from RefSeq and is a predicted model, not a curated record. Gene Ontology annotation, molecular function: mRNA binding. NCBI's taxonomy places the organism in Eukaryota, Viridiplantae, Streptophyta, Magnoliopsida, Lamiales, Acanthaceae. The transcript is spliced from 9 exons. The coding region runs from base 208 to 2619 and encodes 803 amino acids.
AGAAUAGAAAAUAUCUGCGGAAUCAGAAUCAGAUAAAUUGCGCUUCUGCAAUCUCCUAUCUCCGACUCCGACUCACGCCGCCGCCGGGCGCGAAAUUCGGUAAUUCCGCCGCCGCAGCCUUGCAGCGCUGCUUUGUUUCUGCUACGGGGGGAAAAUAACGAUAUCAUCUACGUCUUUGGUAGUUAUUGUUUGUAUAGUUAGUAGCCAAUGUCUACUUCUCCUUUUCUUUCUUAUUUGUCUCUUGCCAUUUCUCCUUUUCCUGCCAAUUCGAAAAAAAAUCAAUUCCAUUUCAUCUCCUUAAGUCCUUCCAAUUUUAGUUUGAUAUCGUGUUCUAGCGUUUCUGCUAGUGGCAGUAAUGGCGCAGACAGUCGAACUGUUGAAUUCGACAGCCAAGAUGUUUAUACAAAACCCUCACAGCCGAAUCCACAUUCAAGUUCCAGAAUUAAGGCCCCCACCGCCCCAUGGAUGAAUGAACCACUGCUUGUUAAGCCGAAUGAGGUUGUAGAUUUUUCGAGAAGGAGAAAGAAAAAGGAUUUCACCACUAACAAAAAUCACAGUUCUCCAGAUGUGGCAUUGACGGGAAAAGUGGGAGGUGGCAGAGGCAGGAUAGCAAUGAAGCAAAUCUUGAAAGGCAUUGAGAAACUUCAAGGAACUCUUAAUUCCGAAGAAAUCGGAGAAACGCAAGAGAGUGCUAACUUCAAAUUCGCGCCAGGAGAUCUCUGUGGAAAUGCCGAUUAUAACCGCCGUACGAAACUUGAUGAAAUUUCUGAAGAAGCGCAGGAUGAUUUGGAGAGAAGUGAAUUUAAUAUUCCUUUUACGGAGAUUAAGAGUGAAGGGGGAAUUACACAAUGGCCAUGGAAAAGGAAUGAAAAGAUGGUGAUUCCGAGGGUGAGACCAGAGAAAGUAGUGACAGCUGCUGAGUUGAGUCUAGAUGGAGUCCUGCUUGACAGAUUGAAGGGUGAGGCUGCAACGAUAAAGAAGUGGGUAAAGGUUAAGAAAGCUGGGGUAACUCAAGCUGUUGUUGAUCAAGUUCGUUUUAUUUGGAGGAAUGAUGAGCUUGCCUUGAUUAAUUUUGAUGUUCCCUUGUGCCGCAAUAUGAGAAGAGCUCGAGAAAUAGUUGAGAUGAAGACCGGAGGGGUUGUUGUUUGGAGAAACAAAGAUUUUCUUGCAGUUUAUAGAGGAUGUAAUUAUCAGGCAGGUGUAAAUCAUGCCAGUAUUAUUGACCGGAACUGUAUUGAUAAUAAGAAGAGUGCUUACUCCCCUAUGAAUUUCCAAAAUGCUACAAAUGUUACCAGGGAAGGUUCUGUUGACGGUAGUCUAGAUGAAAUGGCUGAUGGAAAAUAUUGUCUUUCGGAAAGACUGCACACUGUAUCACUAUAUGAAAGGGAAGCUGAUAGGUUGUUGGAUGGGCUAGGCCCUCGUUUUGUUGAUUGGUGGAUGUCAAAGCCUUUGCCUGUUGAUGCCGAUUUACUUCCAGAAACUGUUCCUGGGUUCAAGACACCUUUUAGGCUAUGCCCACCUUCUACUAGAUCAAAACUGACGGAUGCCGAGCUUACAUAUUUGAGAAAGCUUGCUCAUCCUUUACCAACACAUUUUGUUCUUGGAAGAAAUUGGAAGCUACAAGGAUUGGCUGCAGCCAUUAUUAAAAUGUGGGAGAAGUGUCAUAUAGCAAAGAUUGCUUUGAAAUGGGGGAUUCCGAAUACAGACAAUGAGUCAAUGGCAUAUGAGCUUAAGAAGCUUACUGGUGGAGUUCUUUUAUUGCGAAACAAGUACUUGAUAAUUCUCUAUCGAGGCAAGGACUUCCUUCCCUCUGAAGUCGCAAAAGUUGUAGCUGAACGAGAGAUAGAGCUGACAAGAUGCCAGCUCCAAGAAGAAGCUGCACGACUAAAAGCAAGCAAAGCCUUUCCUAUAAGUGAUGAACACACACUAAACCCUGGAAUCGUUGGUACUUUGUCAGAAUUCCGUAGUGUUAUUUCUGAAAGCCGGAAUUUGGACAAAGGGAAGACUGAGGCUGAAGUUGGAGUCCAGGCAGAAAAGGAAAGAUUAGAAAAGGAACUCAAAGUUCAUCAGCGAAGGCUUUCUUUUCUGAAGAAGAAGAUGCGAAAAUCAGCUAAAAUCUUAGAGAAACUUAAAAAUUCGACAAAAUCCUCUGAUAAAGAUCCAGAUCCAGAAAUAAUCUCGGAUGAGGAGAGGGCCUGCAUGCGGCAGAUGGGCUUAAAGAUCGAUAGCAGCUUAGUCCUUGGCCGACGUGGGAUCUAUGAUGGUGUCAUAGAAGGAAUACAUCAGCACUGGAAGCACAAGGAAAUCGUUAAAGUGAUUACAAUGCAGAGAACCUUUUCACAGGUCAUGUACACGGCAAGACGUCUCGAGACAGAAACUGGUGGGAUCUUGGUUUCGGUUGUUAAACUUAAAGAAGGGCAUGCUAUAAUCGUUUAUCGUGGAAAAAACUACAAGCGCCCGAAGUUAGCAGCACCUAAUUUGUUGAGUAAACGAGAGGCUUUAUCUAGGUCACUCGAGAUCCAAAGAUUUGGAUCGCUAAAGUUCUUCGCCAGCCAAAAAGAACAGGCAAUCAGUGAUCUGAAAUGCAAACUGGCCGAGCUUUUAAAGAAGAUGAAUUGACUGCAGAAGCCGAUAAACAGCCUUUUCCACAUAGAUGCUGUAAUUCUCUUUGGGUCGAAUCUUUCACGGUGCUGAGUCAUAACUGAUAGCUUCCUCCCUCAAGCUGCAGGCGAAAACUUGAUGCCGAUCAAUGCAAUGGCAGGCAAACCAUUCUAUGCUUACGACCCGCCUGAUCGAGCACAAUUACAGCACUUGUUAUCAUCCCUCAACAAAUUGACUGGAAACUUGCUUACCAGAUGGAUCUUGCAAUAAAUUUGCUGUGUGCAGUGGUCAGGUAUGCUGAAACCUUUCUCACCAGAUCAUGCUAUGUUUUUCAUUUUCCUCCUGCAGUUGAAUCGAAUCGAAUCCUCCGGUGGCGGCUCCGGAGACGAUGAAGUGGGCAAUGAAGUUGGACAGGUAAGAUGUUUGGAUCUAAGUGAUCCUUUGAAAAUUUGUUAUAUCUGUGUCACGUAAAUAUUUCACUAGCUCUUGUGUACGAUUCUCAUAUUAUAAUUGUUGCUUAUUUGGUUGAAUUUUUAAUCCCAAAUUGUAAAAAAUGUCUCUAUGUAUAUUAACGCAUGCGACAUUACAAUA